GACAAAGCCCAAGACACUCCUCAUUUGACCAGAAACGGGGAGCAGCAGGGAGGUUGGAGGAGUUUGCUCUCAGCUGAGUGAUGUAUCAAGCCUCUUCAGGGAUUGUCUCCAUGAAGGAGCUUAGGCUCCAGUGAGCGAGGUGAGGGCACCGAGUCCUGUCGGCAAACAGACUGCUGCUUCCACCCCACACGCACCUCUCCUCAGAGCUCUGCUGAGGCUGCUGUGACCAAACUCCUAAGAAAAAGGCCAGAGAUGCUGAGUAGAAGAAAAAGUUCACUGAAACCAUGGAUGAUUGCCCUCAUUGUCACAGCUAUUGUGUUGAUUCUGGCAAUAAUUAUCGGUCUUCUUGUUCAUUUUUUGUCAUAUGACCAGAAGCCUCACUAUUACCAGGCCUCCUUCCAGAUACCUGGCAUUGAGUAUAAUCCUGAUUUUUCAGUAGAACACUCAAAACUUAGGACUGACAUGCAACAAAAACUCAGUAAUGAGAUAGAUAAGACAUUUCAAGGAUCCAGUUUAAGCCAUCAUUACAUCAAGUCUCAUGUCAUCAACUUUAGGCCAAACAAUGAUGGUUUGAAAACAGAUGUAUUGCUUAAAUUUCAGUUCACUUCUAACAAUGCAGACACAAUUAAAAGGCAAGCUGAUAACAUUUUGCAUCAGAAGUUGAAUUCAAAUGAAAGCUUCAUGAAGAUAGACACUUCAUUACCUUAUCUUAGAGAUUUGAAUGAAGCACAAGCAGAACACAUUCUGAACAGCGAUUGUGGUUUAGGAAAGGAGCUGCCAUCCAUGGAGAGAAUUGCCGAUGGCCAGGUGGCAAGGAGAGGUGCGUGGCCAUGGCAGGUCAGCCUGCAGGUGGAAGGUGUCCAUGCCUGUGGAGCGUCUCUAAUUAGCCAGGACUGGCUCUUGACUGCUGCACACUGCUUUGAUGUUUACAAAAACCCCAGGCUGUGGACAGCUAGUUUUGGGAGAACCCUAAACCCUUCGCUGAUGAGGAGACAGGUGCAGUCGAUCACGGUCCACCAGAACUAUGCAGCACACAAGCAUGAGGCUGACGUGGCGGUGGUGAAGCUGGCCAGCCCUGUCACCUUCUCCAGCCAGGUACGCAGGGUCUGCCUGCCCGACGCCACCCUCGAGGUCCCCCCGAAGAGUAAAGUGUUUGUCACCGGAUGGGGCGCAUUGAAAGCAAAUGGUCCUUUUCCCAAUAUUCUGCGAGAAGUUGAGGUGGAGAUUCUAAGUAACAGCGUGUGUAAUCGAGUCAACGUGUACGGUGGUGCUGUGUCAUCAGGGAUGAUUUGUGCUGGAUUCUUGACAGGAAAGCUGGAUGCCUGUGAGGGUGAUUCUGGAGGCCCCUUGGUCAUUGCACGAGAUGGAGGCAUCUGGUAUCUUAUUGGGAUAGUGAGCUGGGGCAUAGACUGUGGGAAGGAAAACAAGCCUGGACUUUAUACCAGAGUGACUCAUUACCGGGACUGGAUUAAAUCUCAAACGAACGUCUAGUGCAGCAUCCACACUGUCCCUGCCAUAUGUGGUCUCUGGGAACUGUACCCAGCAAUAUCUACACUGUCCCCAACACCUGUGGUCUCUGAGAACCAUGCCCAGCGACAUCCACACUCUCCAUGCCACAUGUGGUCUCUGGAAACUGUGCCCAGGGACAUCCACACUGUCCCUGCCACAUGCGGUCUCUGGGGACCGUGUGCAGCCUGUGCUGCUAUGUACUGUCACUGAGUUCAAGAUGCAGACGCCUGUGAUCUGCAGUGCUCCCUCAAGGCGGGGAAGGAGAGCUCCUUUCACAUUGCCAAAGUGCUCUGAGAACUGUGAGCUUGGACACUGCUAUCACUGCCACUCACUGUCCCCCUUUGCUCAUCUUUCCAGCCUUAUUGUUCAUUUUAGAAUAACCAGCAUUAUUUUUUUAUAUAGUCAUAUACACAUAGAUCAUGAAUACAUUUAUGCAUAUGUCGGGUACAAUGUGUUGAUUUUUUUAUACAAUCUGAUGUGCUUACAUUAAACCAAUCAACAUAGCUUUCGCCUCAUUUACUUGAUUAUUGUGUUAAGACAUUUAUGUUCUACACUUGACAGAUUUGAUUUGUACCCUUGCAAUAUGUUCCAUAGAAUAACCAGCACUUUAAUCAGAGAAGCACCAGCGGCAGGCUUUCACACUUUUCCCACAGCUCAAGCCUCCCUUCCCUGGAGCUGGACGUCUUUGUCUACCUCCUCAAUGGCCCUGACAAAAGAUUUGCAAGUCCCCUGUACUUACAAGUCCAGAUUGAUGGGUUUGGCUGCUGCUGGCACAAGUGACCAGGAGGCACCAGGCAAGACUUUAAAGUGUGAGAGAUGGUGCUGCUGUGAAUCCAACCAUCGGCACUCAGAAGCACAAUCGGCCUCUCUGAAACUUGAGAAAAUCCGGCAUUUAUGUGACAUUUAUGUCUAUACUAAGGGUGCAGAGUUUAAUCUCUUUUAAAAACUACAUUGGUGUUUAUUUUGGAGGAAGAAGGAAAUCCUUAAGCCUACAGCAGGAGAGUUGGAAUAUCGCCUAGCCCAGAACUCUGCUCUGAACUAUGUAAAAUGCCUUUUAGUGCCCAGAAAUUGAAGGCAGACUCUCUUGGAUUUUUUUGUUAAGUUGAAAUGAAUAAAGUAAAGAUUUAGUGAGAAAGAGCUGCUUUUGGCUUCAUCUCCAAAAAUGACAGAAUUUCCUAUCUUUGUGUAAAUUUACUUUUCCAUUUUGUUUCAUGAUCUCUCAAUGUAUUUUAUUUACUUUUUAUUUUCAACCAACAUUAGAACAACUGCCAAAUAGGAAGUCGAUAUAAAUUAGAUAUGAAUAAGCAACUUACAUGAGAAGCUAAUAUAAAUUUAGACAUUCACAAACAAUUUGAUAAAAGAUUUUGGUACCUUAUUGUGCAGUGUUUAAAUUUAUUGUUUAAAUAUGGACAGCAUUUUUUGCAGAGCAGUAUUUACAGAAAAUAUUCAGGUAAUUAAGAAGGCAUCUUUGGAAUGGUUUAAUUGUGAUAAGAUUAUCAUUUUCAGAUGUAUUUAAUUGCAUAUUUUAUAGUACUGUGCAUGACUGUGGACUAGUAUUUAACAAAACUCACACUUCUGUGCAUCUAAGCCUCUAUUUGCUCGACACACUUUCACAAUUAAUUUAGUUAAUGAGAUAACUGCUGCGCUAAGAUUUUCUUCGGGUUUUACAUCAAACAAGAGCAGCUCUUGCUCCACGUAAUGCAGUACCAUGUACAUUAAAAUAUAUUUAUGGUCCUAAACUCAAACCCACUCUCUUUGAAUCAUCACUGUGAUGUUGAGUUUCUGGACCUUGAUGCUGAUGACGCCCUUGGGAGAGGACGCCGCAUGCCUUGUGCUUGGAGACAGCUCCGUAGCCCUUCCCACUCCUGCACCCUGACGUCUAUGAUCCCCACCAAAUCGUGACAACCAAAAAUUACUUUAGAUGUCACUAAAUUCCCCUAGGGAGCAAAGUCCCUACAUUACAAGCUGUGUACUCAUCAUGUGUGCAGGUGUUUUCUUCUCUCCCUUCUUAUAAAGCUGAUGCACUGACAAUGGUAAAAAUCACCUAUUAGGACCACACUCAUAUGUACACAAUCCUAGCCACACUGAUACCAUCUGGAAACUGAAACGGGUUGAAUAAAGUUGAAAGAAGACAUUUGAAGGUUGAGCUGCUACAGGCAAAUGGUUCACAUAAACAUAUAUAUACAACAUGAACAUACAGCAAGUACACUCAUUUAAUGUCUUCAGAAUGCACAGAUACUCCUGGAAAGGGGGCAUUUGUAUUUGGCCGAGGCAGAAAGGCCCAGCUCAUCAUUACCCACCAAUGCUGGAGAGUGACAUAUAGAUAAUUUUAUAAUAUUGGUGAGUACCACGCUGCCCAAUGUGACAGCCACUGGUCAGAUGAGGCUCUUCAAGGUUAAAGUAAUUAAAAUUAGAUAAAUUAAAAAUUCAUCUCCCUACAGUGAUCACAGUUAGUCCCUGAUGUCAUACUAACCACAUAUCACGCACAAAGCAGCCUCGUGUGCACAGUGACUGUGGCAUGGACAGCACUUGUCUGGGCCAGACACCAGCUACGGCCAGGUCAGACUUGUGGUCAGGUGCUGGGUUUUCAAUCUUCCUGAGAAAAAGAUGCCAGAACUUCUCCAAUUAAUACCGUCCUGAAGAAUUAGAGGAGGUUGUUCUGUUGUGCUUUAAGUCAGCAGGGUAUUCUUAGCACCCAGUACUAUGCAUUGAUGGCACCCAAGCCAACGAACGAGUAACCCAAGAGAAGAGCCAGAGUGACUGCAUCAGACAACUGACACAGCAAACUGUAAUUCAAGCAGCAGCCAACCCAAACAAAACAAGGAAUGGGACUGCACAAUAUGUUAAUGUCAUUUCACUGCAGUUACAUCCAGGAGUGGAGACGGCAGGUCACAGACCCACAACUGCUGUGGGAGGCUGGACGCUCAUCAUAGAAUAUGUGGUGUCGCUGCUCUGCCAUCUGCUGGGCAUGUCCGUCAUUUUAGAAAUAUAAUUUAUUGCACGUGGAACCUUGAACAGAGGGUGUGAAGUUGUGCGCACAGCUUUUCUUCUGCCUCUGCCUUCUCUGAGACCGAGUCCUUCCUCCCCUGCUCCUCCUCCUCCUCAGCCCACUAAGUGCGCAGGUGACGAUUGAAUCUCACUUAACAAUUGUAAAUAUAUUUUCUCUUCCUUGUCAUUUUCUUAUUAAUACUUUAUUUUCUUUGUCUACUUUAUCCUUAAAAUACAGUGUAUUAAUAGAUGGAACAUACAAAAUACAUGAUUAAUGGACUGCUUAUUUUGGCAGGAAAGCUUCCUGUCAACGGCAGGAGAUUAGUAGUUAAGUUUGGGGGACUCAACAGUUACACAUGGAUUUUCAACUGCACAAGGGGCUUCAACCCUAACCCCCAUGUUGUUAGGGGAUCAACUAUAAUUUCAUUACAAGCUUUAAAGUUAUAUGAGCAGUUUGCCAACAUGGAG
Messenger RNA from Nycticebus coucang (slow loris), 4965 nucleotides. RefSeq names its product transmembrane protease serine 11G-like. Gene Ontology annotation, biological process: proteolysis. The record is from RefSeq and is a predicted model, not a curated record. Bases 253 to 1491 code for a protein of 412 amino acids. Gene Ontology annotation, cellular component: plasma membrane; extracellular region. NCBI's taxonomy places the organism in Eukaryota, Metazoa, Chordata, Mammalia, Primates, Lorisidae. Gene Ontology annotation, molecular function: serine-type endopeptidase activity. The transcript is spliced from 11 exons.